AUACUAUAGACUCCGGUGGAUGUCGUCUCUAAUUGGUCAGGGUUAGGGUUUGAUCAGACAAUGGAGGCGACAAAGGAAGGGGAAGAUCUGUUAGAUGCGAUUCGACCACCGCGUCUGGAGGACGCCGGCCUUGAAGACUGCGCGUUGCCGCCUGAAUCCAUCCAGGAGGCAUUCCUCAAAGCGGCCGCCGCUCUUGGCUCACGCUCCCCGUCCAUUUUCGCUACACCGGACGAUGAAUCCGACGACUGCCUUGCUGGAGUCGGUGAAGCUGUUGAGUGUUCUCCACCUCCCGGGUCUUGCGCCGCCGAGAAGAGCGGCGGAUUGCCGGGGAAUGGCGUCACGGAUGCGGAGGAGACGGUGGAAGGUUGUGCUGAUGGAUUGCAGGGUUUGAAGAUCGCAGAAGAAGGGAAGAAACCCAAAAAUGAAGAAGCAGAAAGGGAAGAAUGCCAUUAUAACUGAAGGCUAGACGUGAUUCGCGAAAUCAAAACAAGAGUCUUUACCCUCCAGUGCUGGGAGUGUGAAAAUCAUGGAGAAGUGUGAGGAUGAAUAGACUUCAUGAUUGAGGAUCAGCAUGCGAAGAAACUUUCCACGACAGCUGCUAUAUAAUUUCCGUGGAAACAAUCUUCCACAACAACGAGGGUUAAGUUAUGUGACUGCUGAGGCUUAAAUUAAUAUACAAAUUUUAUAUUAUAUCUAUCA
This is a messenger RNA of Diospyros lotus (date-plum), 699 nucleotides long. RefSeq lists its product as uncharacterized. Bases 61 to 459 code for a protein of 132 amino acids. The transcript is spliced from 2 exons. NCBI's taxonomy places the organism in Eukaryota, Viridiplantae, Streptophyta, Magnoliopsida, Ericales, Ebenaceae. The record is from RefSeq and is a predicted model, not a curated record.